This is a messenger RNA of Tripterygium wilfordii, 2351 nucleotides long. RefSeq names its product regulation of nuclear pre-mRNA domain-containing protein 1B-like. The transcript has 8 exons. Lineage: Eukaryota; Viridiplantae; Streptophyta; Magnoliopsida; Celastrales; Celastraceae. Gene Ontology annotation, molecular function: RNA polymerase II complex binding. Gene Ontology annotation, biological process: mRNA 3'-end processing. Gene Ontology annotation, cellular component: RNA polymerase II, holoenzyme. The coding region runs from base 154 to 1851 and encodes 565 amino acids. The record is from RefSeq and is a predicted model, not a curated record.
AACAGAUCAGAUCGAUUUCUGCAGCCUCAGACGUCCCCUGACGAAAUCAGACUGCUGACUGCACGACAGAGAAAGAAACCCUACAUCGCGCGAGAAGGAAGGAGGAGGAAGAAGAAGUAAAAAUCAAGAUAUGUGAGAAGUUGUCAAAGCAGGAUGAACAACGACGCGUUUGACGGGCAGAUACUAUCUGAGAAGUUGUCAAAACUCAACAACUCGCAACAAAGCAUUGAAUCUCUGUCGCGUUGGUGUAUGUCCCAUCGGAAGAAAGCUAGACAGAUUGUUGAAACAUGGGGUAAACUGUUCAGAUCUUCACAAAGAGAGCAGCGUGUUUCUUUUCUAUAUUUGGCAAACGAUAUUUUGCAAAAUAGUCGGCGGAAGGGGAGUGAGUUUGUGAAUGAAUUCUGGAAGGUUCUUCCUGCAGCUCUGGGACUUGUUUAUGAAAAUGGCGAUGAACAUGGAAAGAAAGCAGUAACAAGACUUGUUGACAUCUGGGAGGAAAGAAAAGUGUUUGGUUCUCGGGGUCAGAGUCUUAAAGAUGAAAUGCUGAGUAAGAAUCCUCCUUCUACGUUGCAGAGCAAUGGAAAGAGCUCUAAUCCUAUCAAAAUUGUCAAACGAGAUGCUUAUUCAGUUAGAAUUAAAUUGACUGUUGGUGGUCUGCCAGAAAAAAUACUGACUGCUUUUCAAUCUGUUCUUGAUGAAAAUGUCAAUGAAGAAUCUGCUUUAAGCAAGUGUUGUACUGCUGUAUCUCAUGUGGGAAAAAUUGUUGAAGACAUUGAAAAUGCUUCUAGUCAAGGGAAUCAACUUAGUUCUACAUUGGUGGAUGAUCUACAAGAGCAAGAAAAUGUCCUUUGCCAAUGUGUUGAGCAACUUGAAAAUGCUGAAGCAGCAAGGGCUGAGUUGGUUUCUCAGCUUAGAGAAGCACUUCAAGAACAGGAAUCAAAGCUGGAGGUUAUUCGCUCUCCGUUGCAGGUUGCCCGAGGUCAGUUUGAGCAAGCAAGCAGUAUCAGAAAAAGGGUGAUGUCAUCACUUCCUACUGGGCCCUCAACCACUAACACCAUUCCUCCAACAGAAGCUAUGAAAAUCGUGGAACAAAUUGUGCCUUCCGUUCAGCCAUUCAGCACCCCACCCCAACCUUUUCUUACGCAGCCUGUUGUUUCUUAUGCACCUCUGAGAGCAACAGAUGAAGAGAGCAAGAAAGCAGCAGCAGCAGCUGUUGCAGCGAAGCUUGCUGCCUCGACAUCUUCUGCACAGAUGCUGACCUCUGUUCUUUCAUCCCUUGUUGCUGAAGAAGCUGCUUCCAUGAAUGGUAGCCUAAAAUCUUCUGGAUUUACAUCAGGCUUAUCCAUUUUCUCUCCAGAAAAACGGCAAAAACUAGAAAAACCAAUGGCUGUUUCUGAUGGUAGCAACUCUGAUGCAGGUGGCUUGCCUUAUUUUACCCCUCUACAGCCGCAACCUGGGACUAAUGUUGCGCCAACUACAAGUGUGCAAUCCGUCUCCCAGCCCAGUCAGGUGCAUACUUCAUAUGCUGCACCUUUACCUUUACCACCUCCCCCACCUUUAUCUCCAGCAAAUCCAUCGACAAAUCAAUUUGUCCAGUCUGCUGGUACGAUGGUUGGGGUAAUGCCUUAUGGAUACGGGGCUAAUGUAUUGCCACCUCCACCCCCAUUACCUCCACAUAUCACAAUGGGUUUAGCAAGGCCUGCUCCACAGCCUCCACAGCAGUUGCAGCCUCAGCCCCAGCAAUCCCAGGAACAGCAGUCUCCAGCAAAUGGGGGAUAUUAUCGACCCCCGGGUAUUGGAUUCUAUGGGCAAAGCCAUCAACCUACAACACCAGCAGUACCUCGGCAGUGAGUUGCUCUGUUAAGAGACCAUGAACAAUGAUUUGGGAAGUUAUGGGCAAAGCCCCCGUUUGUAACAUAGCCAGUUCCUGCACUAAAACCCAUUCAAAAAUCUUAGGCUGGGGGGUUACUUUGUUAAAAUGUGAUAUUAUGUAAAGUAAUAGAUAUCAAGUAGGUCUCUCCUUUAGACUCCAUUUGAAGUCUGUUCAUUGCAGCACAAGUUAUGGGAGGUUCUCACUUGUGAAGAAUUUUAUCUGAUAGUUAUAUAUCUAAUCGUAUGGAUGCUUGUUACUGCUGUGAACAACAGCGAGGCUCACAAUGACGGUUACUGACCUUUGGCUCUGCGUGUAGGUUGUUUUUAGGCGGGGGGGCCUUUGUAAUUGGAUUCUUACUUGGCAAACUCUAGGAUGCUGCUUAUUAUGUUUUCCUUGAUCAUGCAUUUGUGGGUAGGUUUUAACGUUGGAGAAACAAUCUUUCGAACUUGAUUGCUAGAAAAUGGUGCAGGAAGAGUCA